AUGCAAGUUAUCAUUGGGCAAGUCUGUUCAGAGGACGCUAGUCAUCUGAAACCAGUCAUUGGACAGUACGCAGCACCCGAGCCAGAGGUAAAAGGCCUGGAGCCUCCCAUCUUUGCCAAUAAUCAAAAAUCACAUGCAAAAAUGAGUAUUAAUCACCCGCAGCUUGCUGCUAUGCUAUGCCCUGUCAAGCACUUGGGUGAAUACUUGGAUGAUCCUAAAGGGACACGUCAAAAGUUGGAAAAUGGAGAUAUCAAGAUGCGUGCACAUGUCUGGCCUGCUAUGGUAUACUCCGGUAAAAUCCCAGGAGAAGACUUCAACCCUAAGCGGGUGCAGAAUGGGCUGCUUGAAGGAUACCUCAUUGAGCGGGUGAGUUUUUUUAAUACAUUGAUUGAUCUUUGA
Molecule: messenger RNA, 399 nt
Organism: Suillus paluster
Lineage: Eukaryota; Fungi; Basidiomycota; Agaricomycetes; Boletales; Suillaceae
Exons: 2
Coding region: 1-399 (132 amino acids)
Source: RefSeq, a predicted model, not a curated record